AUGUCUGAGGGGUCUGCCGUCCACCAGUGGCUGUGCUGGGGCGCUCUCUACCUGUUGGCAGCGAGGGUGGCAUUGUCUUCUGAAACACGCCGGCCGUGUCCACAAUCCUGCCACUGCAACAGCGUGCUGCAGGAGGUGAACUGCUCCGAUGGCCAACUUACCACAGUGCCCAACAGUCUCCCACAAAACACCAAGCUACUAAACUUAACACAUAAUAAGAUGAAGACUCUGGUGCACUGGCAGUUCCAGAGUUUGCCACAACUUUUAGACUUGGAUUUGAGUGACAACAUUAUGGCAUUAAUUGAAGUGGAAGCAUUCCUCGGCUUAGAAAGACUGAUAACUCUGCGUCUUGCUCGCAACCACUUGAAGAUUAUUCCUGUCGGAGUGUUUGCUGGUUUGCCAGAACUAAAGUUACUGGAUAUAAGCAGCAACGAGAUCCUUGUUUUUCUAGAUUUUACUUUCCGUGAUCUAACUGCCCUGCAGUUUUUUAAAGCAGCCGAUAACGACUUAGUUUUUAUUUCUCAUCAAGCUUUCACCGGCUUAACCAGUCUGCAAGAGUUGCACCUUGAUGGCUGCAACCUCACUGCGGUGCCGACAGAGGCGCUCACACAGCUCAGUGGGUUAAGAAGUCUUCAUUUUCACCAACUGGGCCUCGCCACGCUGCAAAACUAUUCUUUCCGUCAACUAGAGCAUCUCAAGGAACUCGUCAUUACUAGUUGGCGAUGGUUGGAGACCCUGUCAGGAAACAGCCUAUUUGGCCUAAAUCUAACAUCCCUAACCAUUAGACACUGUAACCUCAGAGCAGUCCCCUACAUCCCUUUGCAUCAUCUUGUAUAUCUUGUAUACCUUGACCUUUCUUUUAACCCAAUCACAGACAUUCACAGGAACCUGUUAGGAGAAUUGCUCCGGCUCCAAGAGCUCCAUCUGGUAGGCGGCUCAUUGCUACGUAUCGAAAUCGGAGCAUUCAAGGGUUUGGCUCAUUUCAAACUGCUGAAUGUAUCUAGAAACCUUCUCACCACACUCGAGGUAGGAGCUUUCCAUUCAGUGGACACCCUCAAAACUCUGGGACUUGAUAACAACCCACUAGCAUGCGACUGCCGUCUGCUGUGGGCGGUGCCAAGGCGACUAUAUCUCGACUUUAGAGGAAAUCCACCGACUUGCACUACCUCAGAUCAGUUGCAGGGACGGUAUUUUCUAGACUUUACUGAAAGUGAGCUACCGGGCCUGCUCACAUGUCGGCAGCCUCGUAUUCUAAACCGCAGACCUCGAGAAGUGAGAGUAGAUCAAGGACACACGGUAGGGGUUUAUUGCGUUGCAGAAGGUGACCCUCUGCCAUCUGUCACCUGGAUAAGCCCACAGCUAAAACCUCUAUCAUCUAUUGGUAGAAUACGGGCUCUCUCUAAUGGCUCGCUGGAGGUUCGCUAUGCUCAACCUCAAGACAGUGGUGCUUAUCUCUGUGUGGCAUCUAAUGCGGCAGGAAAUGACAGCCUGCCUGUCAGCCUUCAUGUCCGAGCCUUUCCAUUGUCUUCUGAAAAACACUUUCGUCUUAAAGGUUGGUUUGCCUUUCCGUCUGCCUCUCCAGGUUUGAGCGGAAAACAGAAUAUCCCUUUUGAUGUCAAGACUUUAAUGGUAGCUGCCACCAUCGGGUUUCUUUCAUUUUUCAGUUCUGUCAGCGUAUGUUUCAUCUUCAUGUUCUUCUGGAGUAAGAGUAGAGGCCAAAUAAAGCACACAGCCACGAUAGCAUACGUCCCGCGUAGCGCCGUGUCAAGUAGUAAUGGAGGGAAAGGCAACUAUAUGGAGACAAGCAGGUUCACCAUGAAACUAAUAUGA
Anoplopoma fimbria (sablefish) is the source of this 1830-nucleotide messenger RNA. Its product is annotated as leucine-rich repeat and immunoglobulin-like domain-containing nogo receptor-interacting protein 1. NCBI's taxonomy places the organism in Eukaryota, Metazoa, Chordata, Actinopteri, Perciformes, Anoplopomatidae. Bases 1 to 1830 code for a protein of 609 amino acids. The record is from RefSeq and is a predicted model, not a curated record. The transcript has a single exon. Gene Ontology annotation, molecular function: protein binding.